CAGUGUCAGCUUAGCUGAAGUUAGAAUCAUGUUUUUCCUUAUGCUGGAUCUGUAUCUGAGAGGAAGCUGCCUCGGUGUUGAAUUCAGUAAAGGAAUACUAAGGAGACAAGUAGAUUUUUGUUUAUAAUUCUGAGACUGGUGGUGUAGCAGUUUCGUUCUGCAACAACCAGCACUGUUUCGUUGUUUCAAAUGGCCCUGGAAUGUUGGAUAUAGCAUUCUAAGAAAGUCUUCCUUGAGCAUCUGCUUUGGACUUCUGAUGCUUACAUGCUGUGGUAUGAGGAAGACGAAGAAUAUGAAAGGGAAGAUGUUCAAAAGAAAACAUUCACAAAAUGGAUAAAUGCACAGUUCUCUAAGUUUGGUAUUCAUCCAAUUGAAGAUCUCUUCAGAGAUUUGCAAGAUGGUCGAAAGCUUUUGGAGCUCCUGGAAGGUCUUACACGCCAAAAACUUGGGAAAGAAAAGGGCUCCACUAGAGUUCAUGCCUUGAACAACGUCAAUAAAGCACUACAAAUCUUGCAGAAAAAUAAUGUAGAUCUGGUAAAUAUUGGCAGUAUAGAUAUUGUGGAUGGAAAUCAUAAAUUGACCCUUGGAUUGGUCUGGAGUAUAAUUCUCCACUGGCAGGUAAAAAAUGUUAUGAAAAGCAUCAUGGCUGGACUGCAACAAACAAACAGUGAAAAGAUCUUGUUAAGCUGGGUUCGUCAAUCAACUCAGAACUAUCCACAGGUCAAUGUUUUUAAUUUCACCAAUAGCUGGUCUGAUGGUUUGGCUUUCAAUGCGCUCAUACACAGUCACAGGCCCGAUCUCUUCAAUUGGGACGAUGUAGUUUAUCAACAGUCCACUGUGCAGCGAUUAGAUCAUGCAUUCAAUAUAGCAAAACAACACCUGGGAAUUGAGAAACUCCUUGAUCCUGAAGAUGUUGCAACAACCUAUCCUGACAAGAAAUCCAUCUUGAUGUAUGUGACAUCACUUUUCCAAGUCCUGCCCCAGAAGGUUACUCUAGAAGCCAUCCAUGAAGUUGAAACAUUGCCACAGGAAGUAAAGCACAUUAGAGAACAACAAAUCCAAUUACAUCCACAACGGUUUUCUCAACAGAUCAAAGUCAGUGUAGCACAGGGCCAUGUGUGCACCCCUUCACCUAAGCCUCGUUUCAAAAGCUAUGCGUACACACAAACUGCUUAUGUCAUGUCCCCUGACCAAAAAGGGAGGAUGUUCCCUCCACAGCGUUUCGAAAGUCAAGAACAGAAGUUAUUUGCAACUUCACCCAGGAGUUCAGAAAGAGACCUAGAAAGCUACCAAACUGCAUUAGAAGAAGUCCUCUCGUGGCUUCUCUCUGCUGAGGAUUCAUUGCAAGCACAAGGAGAGAUCUCCACUGACGUAGAGGAAGUUAAAGAGCAGUUUCACACACAUGAGGGUUUUAUGAUGGAAUUAACUGCUCACCAAGGACGUGUUGGUGAUGUUUUGCAAGUAGGCAGCCAACUUUUGGGAACAUUUGGAAAGCUUUCAGAAGAUGAAGAAAAUGAAAUACAAGAACAAAUGAAUCUUCUAAAUUCACGCUGGGAAAAUCUCAGAGUCACAAGCAUGGAAAAACAGAACAAUUUACACCAAGUUCUAAUGGAUUUACAAAACCAGCAGCUCAGAGAGCUAUCUGACUGGUUAGCUAAAACAGAAAAAAGAACAGCAAAGAUGGAGUCAGAAUAUUUGGGGCCUGAUCUAGAAGGCUUAAAGAGGCAGGUAGAAGAACAUAAGAUUCUUCAAGAAGACUUAGAACAGGAACAAGUCAAGGUUAAUUCACUCACUCAUAUGGUAGUUGUAGUAGAUGAAGCUAGUGGAGAUAGGGCUACAGUUGCAUUAGAACAACAACUUCAGCAUUUGGGAAACCGUUGGGCAGCAAUUUGUAGAUGGACAGAGGACCGUUGGUUUAUUCUGCAAGAUGUUCUUCGGAAAUGGUUGCAAUUUAUUGAAGAACAGGGUCUUUUGGAUACAUGGUUUACUGAAAAGGAAGAAUUUGUGACUACUAUCAAUACUACCGAUUUCAAAGACCAGAAGGAAAUGUUGGAAAAUCUACAAAAAUUGGCUAUUUUGAAAGGAGAAUUGGAAAUCAAGAGACAAUCUAUGGAUAAACUGAAUUCCCUCAGCCAGGAUCUUCUUUCAGCAGUAAAAAGUAAAGGAUUAUCACAAAAACUGGAAGGGUGGCUACAAAACAUUAAUCAGCACUGGGAUAGUUUGGCACAGAAGCUGGAGGGCAGUUCCAAGCAGAUUUCACAGGCGGUUGCUGCCACUCAAACAUCACUAACACAGACCACAGUAAUGGAGACUGUGACCAUGGUGACCACCAGAGAGCAGAUUCUGGUUAAACAUGGUAAAGAGGAGCUCCCACAAGUGCCACCUCCCAAGAAGAGGCAAAUGGUUGUGGAUUCAGAAAUUAGGAAAAGAUUUGAUGUUGAUACAACAGAACUUCACAGUUGGAUGACUCGCUCAGAAGCUCUACUACAGAGUCCUGAGUUUGCAAUAUAUAGAAAAGAAGGAAACCUAUCUGAUCUCAGAGAAAAAGUUAAUAUCAUAGAAAGAGAAAAACCUGACAAGUACAGGAAACUUCAAGAUGCCAAUAGAUCAUCUGAGGCCCUCGUAGAACAGAUGGUGAAUGAUGGGCUUAAUGCCGACAACAUCAAACAGGCUUCAGAGCAGUUGAACAACCGGUGGAUUGAGUUCUGUCAGUUACUGAGUGAAAGACUGGCAUGGCUGGAGUACCAAAACAACAUCAUUGCCUUCCACUCUCAGCUGCAGCAAUUGGAGCAGACAGUAAUUACUGUUGAAAAUUGGAUGAAAGCACAGCUCUUACCAGCAGCAGCAGAUCAUGAUGUAGUGAAAGCACAGUUAGAUAGGUGUAAGGAUGAAGUGGUCCGCUUGUCAAGCAUUCAACCUCAGAUAGAAAAACUGAAGGCACAAGGCAAAGCACUAAAAGAGAACCAGCAGUGUCCAGUGUUUUUGGAAGCAGAUCUUGUUGCCUUUACUAAUCAUUUCACUCAUGUGUAUGAUGAUUUGAAAGCUAGAGAAAAGCAGCUGCAAACAACUUUUGAUAUUUUGCCACCGGUACGGUAUAAAGAAAUUAUGAACACAAUUCUCUUGUGGAUACAACAAUCCGAAACAAAGCUCUCCAUUCCACAAGUUACUGUCACAGAUUUAGAAACCAUGGAGAAAAGGCUCAGGGAGCUAAAGGCCUUACAAAGUUCUCUGCAAGAACAGCAAAAUGGAAUCAAUUAUUUAAGCACAACUGUGGAAGAGAUGUCUAGGAGAGCUCCUGCAGGGGUCAGUCAGAAGUACCGGUCAGAAAUUGAGGUAAUCCUUAGUCGUUGGAAGAAGUUAUCGACUCAGCUGGUGGAAAAUUGUCACAAACUUGAGGAACAGAUAACAAAGUUGAAGCAAUUCCAGAAUAACACAAAAACCUUGAAAAAAUGGAUGGCGGAAGUGGAUAUUUUUCUAAAUGAAGACUGGCCAGUCCUUGGAGAUUCAGAAGCACUAGAGAAACAGUUAGAACAGUGUACAGCUUUGGUGAAUGACAUCCAGACAAUCCAGCCCAAUUUAAAUAGUGUUAAUGAGAUUGGACAAAAAAUGAAGAAGGAAGCAGAGCCAGAAUUUUCUUUGAAAUUACAGAAUGAUCUUAAAGACCUGAAUACUCAAUGGGAUGAUAUUUGCCAACAGGCCUAUGCUAAGAAAGAAGCAUUGAAGAAUAGUUUGGAUAAAACUGUAAGUCUACGAAAGGAUUUGUCAGAAAUGCAUGAGUGGAUUACACAAGCAGAAGAUGAAUAUCUGCAGAGGGAUUUUGAAUACAAAACACCAGAUGAACUGCAGAAAGCUGUUGAAGAACUAAAGAGAGCGAAAGAAGAGGCCCAACAGAAAGAGGUGAAAGUAAAGCUUCUCACUGACUCUGUGAACAAUUUUAUAGCAAGGGCUCCACCUGCAGCUCAUGAGGCUUUGAAAAAAGAACUUGACGUUUUAACUAAAAACUACCAGCGAUUGUGCAGCAGGCUAAAUGGGAAAUGCAAAACACUGGAGGAGGUAUGGGCAUGUUGGCAUGAGCUUCUGUUGUAUUUGGAUAUUGAAAACAAAUGGUUGAAUGAACUGGAAUUGAAAAUCAAGGCAACAGAAAAUAUUCAAGAAGGUACAGAAGAAGUAUCAGUAGCACUAAAUUCUCUGGAAACAUUAAGGCAACAUCCAGAAGAUAAUCGCAAUCAGAUUCGUGAAUUGGCACAAACUUUAACAGAUGGUAGAGUUUUGGAUGAAUUGAUCAAUGAGAAACUUGAAAAAUUCAAUAUUCGGUGGGAAGAGCUACAACAGGAGGCUGUGAGAAGACAGAAGUUUCUUGAACAAAGUAUCCACUCUGCUCAGGAGAUUGACAAAACCCUUCAAUUAAUUCAAGAGUCUCUGACCUUCAUUGAUCGACAAUUAACAGGAUACAUUACAGACCGAAUUGAUGCAGCACAUGUACCUCAAGAAGCACAGAAAAUUCAGUCAGAGCUGACAAGCCAUGAGAUUAGCUUGGAUGAAAUGAAGAAACGUAACCGGGGUAAAGAUUCUGCCAAAAGGAUAUUCUCUCAAAUUGAUACUGCACAGAAAAAAUUACAAGACGUCUUCAUGAAAUUUCGCUUGUUCCAAAAGCCAGCCAAUUUUGAGCAGCGAUUACAAGAAAGUAAAAGGAUUUUAGAUGAAGUGAAAAUGCAAGUGCCAAAGUUGGAAUGGAGAAGUGUUGAGCAGGAAGCAAUACAGUCACAGCUGGAUAAUUGUAUGAAAUUAUAUAAAACUCUUAGUGAAGUGAAAUCUGAAGUGGAAACAGUAAUAAAAACUGGGCGCCAGAUUGUAACAGAAAAAAAGCAAGAACUAGAGAAAUGUUUGAAAUUAUCUCGGAAACUCAGAAAGGAAAUGAAUUCUCUGACAGAAUGGCUGGCAAUGAUAGAUUCAGAACUGACAAAGAGAUCAGCAGUAGAAGGAGUGCCUAUCAAUUUAGAUGCUGAACUUGCCUGGAGCAAGGGAACACAGCUGGAGACUGAAAAACGACAGCAUCAGCUGAAGAUUAUCACUGACUUGGGAGAGGGACUGAAGAUGGUGCUUAAAGGGAAAGAAAGAUUGGUGAAUGAUAAACUCAGCCUUCUCAAUAGUAACUGGAUUGCAGUAACUUCACGAGCUGAGGAAUGGUUUAAUUUGCUGCUGGCAUAUCAGAAACACAUGGAAACAUUUGAUCAAAAUGUUGCAAAUAUCACUACAUGGAUGUAUCGAACAGAAAUACUCUUGGAUGAAUCUGAAACCCAAAGCCCCCAAGAGAGAGACAACAUUCUUAAGUGCUUAAAGGCUGAGCUAAAUGAUAUGCAUCCAAAGGUGGAUUCUAUUCGUGACCAGGCAGUUGACUUGAUGACAAACCGUGGAGGUCACUGUAGGAAAGUAAUAGAACCUAAACUGACAGAGCUCAACCAACGGUUUACAACAAUAUCAGAAAGAAUUAAAUGUGAAAAGCCCUUCGUUUCUUUAAAGGAAUUGGAGCAGUUUAACUUUGACAUACAAAAAUUGCUUGAACCACUGGAGGCUGAAAUUCAGGAAGGAAUGAAUCUGAAAGAAGACGACUUCAAUAAAGAUAGGAGUGAAAAUCAUGAGGGCACUAUAAAAGAAUUGCUUCAACGUGGAGAUAUGCUUCACCAAACAAUCAAGGAUGAACAAAAAAAAGAAGAAAUAAAAAAGAAACAGCAUUUGUUGCAAAACAGACAUAAUGCUCUCAAGGAUAUGAGAUCGCAAAGAAGGAAAAAAGCUUUGGAGAUUUCACAUCAGUGGUAUCAAUAUAAGAAGCAGGCAGAUGAUUUAAUGAAGUUUUUGGAUGACAUAGAAAAAAAAUUGUCAAUUCUGUCAGAUCCCAUAGAUGAACAUAAACUAAAGGAAAUUGAUCGAGAACUGGAGAAGAAGAAGGAAGAGCUGAAUGUGGUACAGAGGCAGGCUGAUCGCUUGUCUAAGGAUGGGGCUGCAAAAGCAGUGGAACCAACCCAGAUACAGCUCAGCAAGCGCUGGCAAGAUAUUGAGAGCAAAUUUGCUCAAUUUCGAAGACUCAACUAUGCACAAAUUCAAACUGUUCAUGAGGAGACUACUGUACUGAUGACUGAAGAUGUGCCAAUGGAAACUUCUUAUGUGCCUUCUGCCUACCUGACAGAGAUCCAACAGCUUCUACAAGCCUUGUCCAAUGUGGAAGACCUGCUUAAUUCUCCCACUCUUCAGGGGAAGGACUAUGAAAAUCUUGUUAGAAAAGAAGAUGAUCUCAAGAAAAUUAAGGGCACCCUAAGGAGAUAUUCAGAUCAAAUUGAAAUCAUUCAGAACAAGAAGCCUGCAGUUCUGAAAAGUGCCACACCUGGUGAAGCUAUGAAAAUUGAAGAAAAGCUGACUCAGCUUACUUCCCAGUGGGAAAAAGUUAAUAAGAUAUAUUGGGAUCGACAGGCAAAAUUUGACAAAUCACUGGAGAAAUGGAGAAAUUUCCAUCAUGAAAUGAAGAAUUUUAACUUCUGGCUAACUGAAGCAGAACAAACCUUAGCUAAAAUAAGAGUAGAACCUGAUGAUCCAAAUGUUUCUAAAAGCAAGCAAUACAUCCAGGUAUGCAAUGCUUAUAUUUUUAUUGUAUGA
This is a messenger RNA of Protobothrops mucrosquamatus (brown spotted pit viper), 6648 nucleotides long. Its product is annotated as dystrophin. Lineage: Eukaryota; Metazoa; Chordata; Lepidosauria; Squamata; Viperidae. Gene Ontology annotation, molecular function: protein binding. Bases 265 to 6648 code for a protein of 2127 amino acids. Gene Ontology annotation, cellular component: plasma membrane. The transcript is spliced from 44 exons. The record is from RefSeq and is a predicted model, not a curated record. Gene Ontology annotation, biological process: synaptic signaling.